Molecule: messenger RNA, 2247 nt
Organism: Nematostella vectensis (starlet sea anemone)
Lineage: Eukaryota; Metazoa; Cnidaria; Anthozoa; Actiniaria; Edwardsiidae
Exons: 9
Coding region: 1-2247 (748 amino acids)
Source: RefSeq, a predicted model, not a curated record
AUGUCGGAUAUAUUACAAAGGACGGAUCCAUUCUUUGAGUUUUUACUGACGGAAAGUGACUCCAGGUACGAGCACAAGCAACGCCUUGCAGAAAACGAUGUAACCGGUUAUAUAACUUUGCCGCGACCCCUCCUUGCUGGCUGGUAUUUAAUCAAAACGAAGGACAUUCGGUACAUCGACCUGCUAAACAAGUCUAUAGGGGCCACUCUGAAGAUCAGCUCAGAAAGCGUCUUACUUGAAAAAAGAUUGGACGAUCUAUGCAGGAGAAGUUCGGCACAGAAAAAGAAACUAAACGUACGGGGAUCGGGGAAACCACGCUUUGACUUUUGCAACAGCGCUUGCAAAGUCCGACUCUUGAGGAAAGAAGUUGUAGAAAUAAAGGAUUUGGUGGAAGAACGAGUCGAGGAAACUUCUUCCAUUGCAGAACGUGAUGAACUAGUUACAGCCUUGAAACAAGAGGUGCAACGGCUCAAGGGUAAUAAUGACUCCUUGAGACAGCAAAUUAGGCACUUGAAGAGGGAAACAUGCGAUGCAAAUGUGGGGACUCCCAUCCCUGAAUUAAAGACCGAACAAAGUAAAAACCGAAAAAUAAAAAUACUAAAAAAUAAAGCAGAGAAAGCACUUGCAUUUGUAGAAUUGUUUGGCUUAGAGCUUGAUUUUCUCCAAGUAACUGACUCUGUCAAUGAGAAAAACUACAAUCUGGACUUGUCAACAGCAUGUCAAGGUGGAUCCAAAACAACAGGCCAGAAUGCCCAAUACCUGUCACUUAAUGAAAAGGACAAAGCCACUGUAGAAAGUGUUCUAUUUUUGAUGGACAAAUUUGGUGUUGGGGAUGAUUUUAUCCAAAAGGUGUCAAGAAUAGUUGAUGGCUUCCCUAGAGGCUAUAUCAUAAAACAGUGUCGCUCAGAGCUCAAUAAACAGUGCAACAUCAGGCCCACUCCAGGACAAGUUCCAGGAGCCCAGUUCUCUUUCAAGGAGAGACUGGUAGAGCAAAUCAAGAGUCUGAGAGCAAGUGGUAUGGUUACAGACCAUGUCAGGAUAAAGCUCAGUGGUGACGGGGCCAGAAUGAGCCGCUCCUCAAAUUUCACCCUUUUUAGCUUUGCAAUACUGAAUGCACCUGAUGAUCUGCUUUCCUCGAAAGGUACACACACAGUGGCAGUUAUCAAUGGUCCAGAGAAGUAUGAGACAAUAGCAGAGAGCUUGAAAGAUGUUCUUGAAGAAAUUGAUGCAGUGCAAGAUGAUAGCUAUGUAGAACUUGAUGGCAAGAAGAUAAAUGUAGAGUUCUUUCUGGGCGGAGACUAUAAGUUCCUCUUACAAACAAUGGGUUUGAGUGCUGCAAACUCAGCAUAUGCUUGUCUUUGGUGCAAAGUUCACAAGAAAGACAGAGGUGAUAUGAGCAAGGAUGAUGAGUAUUAUGAGAAGGACCCACUACGCAGGACCCUACAGGAUAUUAUUGAGUGUGGAAAAAGAACGAAGGGAGAGAAUUACUGCUGUGUAAAUAAACCCCUAUUCAACAUUGAACCUGACCACAUACUAAUAGAUGAGCUCCACUUAAUGCUGAGGGUGACGGACAUCCUGAUAGAUAAUGCAAUAGAAGAUGCAAUGCAGUGGGAUGAAAAGGAAAAGAUCAGUAAAAGAUCAAACAAAGGAAGCACAAGCCAUCUGAGUCAAUUAGUACAAACUAUACGGUCGUGUGGGGUAUCAUUUCAAGUGUGGGAGAAGCUUAAUGCAGAUGGUAGGGGAAGUGGUACCUAUGACUUCACAAGUUUGAUGGGUAGCGAUAGAAAGAAACUUCUGAAAAAGCUCCCAGAGAAGCUCAUUGGUGUCCUACAGCCAUCUACAGCUGCUAGGGUUGCAGAAAUCUGGAAGGAUUUCCACCAUUUGUAUUUUGAUUGUGUUUCUAACUGGAAACCACCAUCCAUGGAAGUCUAUCAAAAAGAGGCUAAAGAAUGGAUAACCAAAUUCGGUAGCCUUGGUGAUGUGAGGCUUGGCUACAAAAAAGAGCGAGUGACAUGCUACAUGCAUGUUGCAGCCUAUCAUGUUCCACCCAUGAUAAGGCGCUAUCAAAACCUGAAGCAGUUUAGUGGUCAAGGUCUGGAGAAAAAUAAUGAUGAUGCAAGAAGAGUGGUUUUGAGAAAAUCUAACCACCUUGAUGACCCCUGUGAGGUUUUGCAAGCAGAGUUUAGGUUGGGCAAGCUAAAGCACAGGGAGAAACUCCCUCGUCCCUAUGUCAAACGAAAUGCCUAA